AUGGCCGAGAAGAUUGCGAUUGACAAAAAUACCUUUUUCAAUCAUCUGUCCAACUUGUAUGCGUCAUGGAAAGCCGACAAGCGUUCUGGCAAUGCCCUGUUCGGAGGGGCAGGCGCUAUUGUUAUCCUCAUGGGCAAGACCAGAACCGACGAGAGUGCUUUUCAGAAGAAUAAUGCAAUGCACUUCUGGCUUCUCGGCUACGAGUUCCCGGCGACGCUCUUGGUCCUGACUACGGAAGCGGUCUAUGCAGUUACUACCGCCAAGAAAGCGGAGCUUCUUGAGCCUUUGAAAGGUGGGAAGAUUCCGGUAGAACUUCUGGUGACUACAAAGGACCCGGAGUCCAAGACGAAGGCAUUCGAAAAAUGUCUGGAGGUCAUCAAAGGCGCAGGAAAGAAAGUUGGCACCUUGCCAAAAGACACAACUUCCGGCCCCUUCGCCGAUGACUGGAAGCGCGCUUUCGCAGAAAUCUCCAAGGACAUCGAGGAAGUUGAUAUCACGCCAGCGCUCUCAGCUGCAUUUUCGAUCAAGGAUCCCGAGGAACUGGUCUCCAUUCGGAACGCCUCUAGGGCAUGUAGCGGGUUGAUGUCGGAAUACUUUGUGGAUGAGAUGUCUCAACUGCUAGAUGAAGAAAAGCAGAUGACACACAAAGCCCUUGCCAGCAAAGUUGAGGCGAAGAUCGAUGAUGCCAAAUUUUUCAACAAGCUUGCCCGUCUCCCAUCGGAAUUUGACGCCGAGCAGAUUGACUGGGCUUAUGGCCCGGUAGUUCAGAGCGGUGGAGUUUAUGACCUAAAGCUAACUGCAACCCCCGAUAGCAAAAACCUCCAGCCGGGCAUUAUCCUUUCAAGCUUCGGUAUCCGCUACAAAACUUACAACUCCCUUAUCGGGCGCACCUACUUGGUGGACCCUAGCAAAUCCCAAGAAGCAAACUAUGCUUUCCUGGUGAGCCUGCACGAGACGGUCAUGAAGGAGAUCAGGGAUGGAGUCGUUGCCAAGGAUCUGUACAACAAGGCUCUGAGCCUAGUCAAAACCAAGAAGCCAGAACUUGAGAGCCACCUGACCAAGAACAUUGGCUCGGGAAUCGGUAUUGAGAUCCGAGAUGCCAAUAUGAUCCUUAAUGCGAAGAACACUCGAGUCUUGAAGAAUGGCAUGACCCUGGCGAUCACCAUAGGCCUGACCGAUGUGAAAGAUGCCAGCUCUAAGGGCAAGGACGUCUACUCCAUGGUCAUCACUGAUACUGUUCGCGUUGGCGAAAAUGGCCCUCAUAUCUUUACUAAGGAUGCCGGCAUUGAUAUGGAUUCGGUUUCCUUUUACUUUGGGGAUGACGAAGAGCCAGAGAAACCGGUGAAGGAGAAGAAAGAGGCAAAAUCUAGCGCAAUCGCUAGCAGAAAUGUGACCCGCACCAAGCUUCGAGCGGAGCGGCCGACUCAGAUCAACGAGGGUGCUGAAGCACGCCGCCGGGAGCAUCAAAAGGAAUUGGCGACGAAGAAGACCAAAGAAGGUCUAGAUCGGUUCACCGGGACUACUGGAGACGACAAUGGUGUGGCCCAGAAGAAGUUCAAGCGCUUCGAAUCUUACAAGCGAGACAACCAGCUGCCCGUCAAGGUCAAAGAUCUUACCGUUUAUGUCGACCACAAGGCGUUGACUGUUAUCGUGCCAAUCAUGGGUAGGCCCGUGCCGUUCCACAUUAACACCAUCAAGAAUGCCAGCAAGAGUGAUGAAGGAGAAUACGCGUAUUUGCGGAUCAACUUUCUCUCGCCUGGUCAGGGUGUCGGUAGAAAGGAUGAUCAGCCAUUUGAAGAUCCGAACGCCCAUUUCGUUCGCAAUUUGACACUACGAUCCAAGAGUAACGAUAGAUUGGCACAGGUUGCGCAAGAUAUCACCGAGCUUCGAAAGAAUGCUUUGAGACGAGAGCAGGAGAAGAAGGAGAUGGAGGACGUGGUCGAGCAAGACAAGCUUGUGGAAAUCAGAAAUCGUCGUCCUGUGAAACUGCCCGAUGUAUACCUUCGGCCGCCGCUGGAUGGCAAGCGUGUUCCAGGUGAGGUGGAAAUUCACCAAAAUGGUCUCCGGUACCUGUCGCCCUUCCGCAACGAGCAUGUCGAUGUGCUCUUUAGCAAUGUGAAGCAUCUAUUUUUCCAACCUUGUGCUCAUGAGAUGAUCGUUCUUAUUCAUGUGCACUUGAAAACCCCAAUCAUGAUCGGAAAGAGAAAGACUCGGGAUGUGCAAUUUUAUCGCGAGGCUACAGAGAUGCAGUUUGAUGAAACUGGAAACCGUCGGCGUAAGCACCGAUAUGGAGAUGAGGAAGAGUUCGAGGCCGAACAGGAGGAAAGACGCCGGAGGGCUGCGCUUGACCGCGAAUUCAAAGCCUUCGCUGAGAAGAUUGCGGAUGCUGGCAAGGAUGAGGGUGUGGACGUCGAUAUUCCCUUCCGAGAGAUCGGUUUCACCGGUGUGCCGAACCGCUCCAAUGUGCUGAUCCAGCCGACUACGGAUGCGCUCGUCCAACUCACUGAGCCUCCUUUCAUGGUGAUCACACUCAAUGAAAUUGAGAUUGCCCAUUUGGAGCGAGUGCAGUUUGGCCUCAAAAAUUUCGAUCUUGUGUUUGUUUACAAGGACUUCCAUCGACCCCCAGUGCAUGUGAACACUAUCCCGGUUGAAGCACUGGAAGGUGUCAAGGACUGGCUCGACUCGGUUGAUAUUGCCUUUACCGAGGGUCCCCUGAACCUCAACUGGACCACUAUCAUGAAAACAGUUGUGAGCGAUCCAUACGGCUUCUUUGCUGAUGGUGGAUGGUCUUUCCUGGCUGCUGAAUCCGACUCCGAGGGUGGAUCGGAUGACGAAGCCGAGUCGGCCUUUGAACUUUCUGACUCUGAGCUGGCAGCCGCCGAUGAGAGCUCGGAAGAGGAUAGCGACUUUGACGAUGAUGCCAGUGCAGACGCCAGCGAGGAGGACUUCAGCGGCGAUGAGGAGAGUGGCGAGGACUGGGAUGAACUUGAAAAGAAAGCUAAGCGCCAUGACAAGGAAGCCAUGGUGGACGACGAUGACCGUGGCACGAAGCGCAAGCGCUAA
Molecule: messenger RNA, 3063 nt
Organism: Penicillium longicatenatum
Lineage: Eukaryota; Fungi; Ascomycota; Eurotiomycetes; Eurotiales; Aspergillaceae
Gene: spt16
Product: chromatin-remodeling protein SPT16
Exons: 7
Coding region: 1-3063 (1020 amino acids)
Biological process (GO): transcription elongation by RNA polymerase II; positive regulation of transcription elongation by RNA polymerase II
Cellular component (GO): FACT complex
Molecular function (GO): nucleosome binding
Source: RefSeq, a predicted model, not a curated record